This is a messenger RNA of Rubroshorea leprosula, 831 nucleotides long. Lineage: Eukaryota; Viridiplantae; Streptophyta; Magnoliopsida; Malvales; Dipterocarpaceae. The record is from the annotation of a GenBank genome assembly.
AGUGGGCAAUGUUUAUGCACGGUAGGAAGUGCAUAAAAGAUCCACUUUCAGUAAACUGAUUGCUCCUUUUGUUGUAAACUAAGAGGACAGGAGGAACAGCUUGGUUCCCCAAGUAUUUUACCUUCUCGUGCCCACACUUGAAGUAGGGGCAUAUGUGAUUGUCCAUUAUAAUUGAUAUACAAGCAUGCAUACUUUAUAAGAUGGACUUUGCACCCAAGAAAUUUCUUUUUGUUCCAAAGAGUGAGUUGUCUACUUUUUAGUUAGUUGCCCUAUUAGAUGAUUUAUAUUCUCUUCACUGUUGAUACUUGAUAAUACUACUGAUAGAGAUGAUCAUGAAUUCGGCAUAAACUUUCUCCAUGGUGUGUUGAAUUGACGAGUCAGAAAGAUCCCAGACAGAAAUCAGAUUCUCAAAGCUGUGGAAUUUGCUCCUAACACCCAGGUCCCAGGCUAUUAUGGCUGCAAAGCAUAAGAAUCAACGAAAUGAUUUCUUGCUAACGUACAUUGAAGUUGGGGUUAAGGAGGGUGAAGUCAUAUUUACUGUAAAGGAGGAUAUAUUAGUUCAUGGGAAAAUAGUCUGAAACACUCAAGAGAACAUUUGAUUGUGGAUUGCUUUUAAUGGAUUCUCCAGUAAUUAUUGAUAGUUGAUAGAUCUAAAGAGAAUAAGAUGGACGGUGCAGAGGAUGAGAUGAGAUAAGAGAUGAAGAUUAUUAUUGAUAACGAAGAUGAUGCAAUGUGGUGGUCAAGUGGAUGGAUGAUGGCAUCACUUUUUGAAGAACUUUCAUGAGCUUUGCUUUGUAAGCACUUGUUCUAAAAUAACAACAGGUUGAUUCU